AUGAUCGCGCUCUCCAUCGACAGCGUGCAGGACCACCUCUCCUGGUGCAAGGUAACAGCUCUGGGCGGCCUUCAGGGGGCAGCUGGCAAGCCCACGCAGGAACAUCCCAUGGCUUUGUCUCUGCAGGACAUCAAUGCCUACAACGGGGACCAGCCUGCAGAGAAGCUGCCCUUCCCCAUCAUUGCUGACAAGAACCGGGAGCUGGCUGUCAAGCUGGGCAUGCUGGACCCCGACGAGCUGGACAAGGAGGGGAUGCCCCUGACUGCUCGUGUGGUGUUCGUUUUUGGCCCGGAUAAGAAGCUGAAGCUCUCCAUCCUGUACCCAGCCACCACUGGGAGGAACUUUGAUGAGAUCCUGAGAGUGGUGGACUCCCUGCAGCUCACAGCAUACAAGAAGGUCGCUACCCCUGUGGACUGGAAGCCCGGUGACAGCGUCAUGGUCGUGCCCACCUUACCUGAGGAGGAAGCCAAGAAGCUCUUCCCCAAAGGAGUCUUCACCAAGGAGCUGCCCUCGGGCAAGAAGUACCUGCGCUACACCCCGCAGCCAGAGUGA
Messenger RNA from Ficedula albicollis (Collared flycatcher), 552 nucleotides. It is a transcript of the gene PRDX6, whose product is annotated as peroxiredoxin 6. Gene Ontology annotation, biological process: cell redox homeostasis. Lineage: Eukaryota; Metazoa; Chordata; Aves; Passeriformes; Muscicapidae. The transcript has 4 exons. The record is from RefSeq and is a predicted model, not a curated record. Gene Ontology annotation, cellular component: cytosol; mitochondrion. The coding region runs from base 1 to 552 and encodes 183 amino acids. Gene Ontology annotation, molecular function: peroxiredoxin activity.